Molecule: messenger RNA, 1644 nt
Organism: Anolis sagrei ordinatus
Lineage: Eukaryota; Metazoa; Chordata; Lepidosauria; Squamata; Anolidae
Source: RefSeq, a predicted model, not a curated record
GCUGUGAAGCCCCGCCCUUGGCAACGCUUCUCGUUUCCUUAGCAACGGACUGCUCUGCGGCCUAGACUGCCAGGAGUGGCAGCUUAAUUGUAGUAAUUAUCCAACUUGGGUAAAACAUCCAUUCUAAUUCUAAUUAAGAAAAAGAAAGUCAACACCAUCAUAUUCCAAGAUGCAGGAACCAGUUGCUGGAGACCCCAAAGGGAUUUCCCCUCCAAGUCGUAUGACUAUAAUGAACCCUGCAGCGAACCCCCGGCGAAUGCGGCGGCUUAUUGCAGAGGAUCCUGAGUGGAAUCUAGCCAUAGUACCACUUCUUACAGAACUCUGUAUCCAGCACAUAAUCAACAACUUUGAAAAGAAUCCUAUUUUGGAUCGUCUCCUUCCUGAACACCAAAAGAAGGUACUGGAGAAAGUCUCUACCAGUCUUCCCCUUACUGUGACUGCCAACCUGAUUAGUGAUGAAGGCUAUUGGAAACGGUGCUGCACACAGCGAUGGACAGUUUGUGAUGUGUCCCACUAUGGAAACAGCUGGAAACAGAUGUUUUUUGAACGUCACCUAGAGAACAUUCUGAAGUUCUAUAUUCCAGAUACCACAAGCCCUAACCAAGUCCUGGAUAUCAUCCCACUUUGCAAAGAAUAUGUGAGGAGACUAGAGAUUGACCAGUUUCUUCCGCCAGUGAAAUUGGACCAGAAGAAGGAAGACGAAGAAGCUUCUGAUACUGAAAGUGAUGCUGAAAUAGAUGAACCUUCAAUGGACCAUUUUGAUAUGAGCAUGCUCAUUCCAGCUCUCCCUCACUUAGAGGAACUCCACCUGUCAUAUGGUGUUAAAGAUUGUGGCAUGAAUUUUGAAUGGAAUCUAUUUGAGUUCACUUAUCGGGACUGCAGCUCACUGGCAAAUGCUCUGAAGAAGUGUCAAGCUCUGAAAGUGUUCAAACUGACCCGUAGUAAAGUGGAUGAUGAGAAAGCCCGGCUACUGAUCAAACAUCUAUUAGAUCAUCCCACGUUAAUAGAACUAGAUUUGUCCCACAACCUGAUUGCAGACCGUGGAGCACGAGCCGUCGGCAAGCUAAUCAACUGCAGCAAUCUGAUAACCCUGAACCUUUGUGACAACAGGAUCAGGGCCCAAGGAGCCCAGGCUAUUGCUCAUGCCCUGUCCAAGAACUCCACCCUGACAUGCUUAAAUAUGCGCCUCAACAGCAUCGAGGAUGAAGGCGGACAAGCAAUCUGCAAUGCCCUCCUGGUUAAUAGCACACUAACAACUCUUCACUUGGGUAGCAAUGAGUUGUCAGAGCCAACAGCCACACUUUUCUCUCAAGUCCUGGCUCAGAACCUAACACUGACGCACAUCAACCUUUCCUGCAACCACAUUGGGCUAGAUGGAGGAAAGCAGCUGCUGGAAGGCAUGUCUGAUAACACGACCGUGGUUGAAUUUGAUCUGAGGCUGGCAGAGGUGGGACAAGAGAGUGAAUACCUCAUAAACCAAACCAUAAAGACUAACCGGGAACAAGCCCGCCUCAAGGCUCUUCAUUCAACCUCCACCUAUGGCCCCUCUGCUCAUGAGGAAAAACAUCCUGAACCUGUUUAAUGUUUAUACCUUUUCUCUUCCUCUCUAGCUGCGCUUGAUUAAAUAUCUAUUUUUACUCUUAA